CAGUCCAGAAACACGAUUCCCUCCGAGAAACGCUCCGGUCUCCCCGCAUCGCCUUGCAAACAAACCCUACAUUCCGGUAGCGGUCGCGAAGACGGCUCGCGCCUAGUUUAUACCCUCAUGGUCAACCAAAGGAACCCGGCCAGAGGCCCUUUGCGUCCGGUCGAUCCUAACGAGGAUUCGCAGUCCUCAACUAGUCACGAGCCUCCCAAGAUAAGCAGCACAAGCAAGGAACCUCGUGGCAUCUCUCAUGCACUUCCACGAGCUGGAAGUCGAGACACAAUUUCCUUUGACCCCGAAGCUCUUGCCGCUCAAGUCGAUGCCAUGCGCUUGUCUACCACACCCAAGUCGAAACCGCCCGCAGCGGUCCCCAACUCGUCUGCGAAGCGCAACGCGCCAGUCUAUCGCCCAUCGAGCCCUGACCUGAUCGAAAUAUCCCGCAAUGACUUUAAGCAACCACCCCGACCAGCUUCGAAAGAGAGCGAACCAAGCUCGCAACAAGAGCAGUCAAGGCUGCACUCCGAUGCUUUGGAGUUAUUCUUUUCGGAUGUCAAGCGUCACGACCCUUUCCAUCCCUCGUCCUCGCAGCCAGUCUUUGGCCAUCCUACCAAGAUCUUGUCUUCUCUUAAGCAAAAGGCUACAGGUAUAUUUAAUGAGCGAAGGUCGCGCCCGGAGCACCAUCGACCUCAGCAGAUGGCUGUGCCAUCUGUUCCCCUUUACCAAGAUAAGAAGCCUGAGCCACGCACCUUGUAUAGCUCCAUAGGCCCCGACGCCAACCCCUCGACUUACACAUACACCGGAAACUUUGGAGAAAACGAGUUCUACACAGACCCUGCGAAAGCAUCGGCCGAUCUGAAAGCUUUAUUGGAGGGUGGAAUGGAGUCAGAGGAGGAGGGGGCAGAUGAUGAGAAAGAGGAGGCCGUGAAUGACGGUACCGUGGAGGGUCUCAAAGUGAAGCUCCUGCCUCAUCAGGUCGAAGGCGUGGAGUGGAUGCGAGGCCGCGAACUUGGCCCGGUGAAGAAAGGCAAAGUACCCAAGGGUGGUAUUCUGGCAGACGACAUGGGUCUCGGCAAGACUCUUCAGACCAUUUCCCUGAUGCUCAGCAACCAAAAGCCCGAGAACGGCGAACCGGGCUGGAAGAAGCAUUUCGAUGGCAUCGAGAAGACAACGCUUGUGGUAGCGCCUCUGGCCCUGAUCAGGCAGUGGGAGUCGGAGAUUAAAGAGAAGGUGACCAAGUCGCACGGGCUCAAGGUCUGCGUUCACCAUGGACCUCAACGCACGAAGCGAUUCAAGGACCUGGCUUUGUACGAUGUCGUGGUCACAACCUACCAAGUCUUGGUGUCCGAAUGGGGUCACUCCACCGAAGAUGAGAAAGGUGUCAAAGCAGGCUGCUUCGGCCUCCACUGGUGGCGGGUCGUGCUCGAUGAGGCCCAUACCAUCAAGAACCGCAACGCCAAGUCGACGAAAUCCUGCUACGCCCUACGCUCAGAGUAUCGAUGGUGUCUUUCAGGAACUCCGAUGCAGAAUAAUUUGGAAGAGCUGCAGUCGCUUAUAAAAUUCCUCCGUAUCAAGCCUUACGAUGAUCUAAGGGAGUGGAAAGAGCAGAUCGAGAAGCCUCUCAAGAAUGGCAAGGGACAUGUGGCGAUUGGCCGGCUUCACAGCCUUCUGCGAUGCUUCAUGAAGCGCCGUACGAAGGAAAUUCUCAAGGAAGACGGUGCCCUCAAUCCUGGCGGCAAGCCGAUCAAAGCAGGCGAGAAGUCUACUACCGGCUUCAAGGUCACGGAGCGGAAGGUUCUCACAGUUGCCACAACUUUCUCCCCAGCGGAGCGUCGUUUCUACACCCGGCUGGAAGCUCGAGCCGACAAGAGCAUCGAGAGAAUGCUCCAGGGAAAGAUCAACUACGCUAAUGCCUUGGUUCUGCUUCUGCGGCUCAGACAAGCUUGUAACCAUCCAAAGCUGCUUGAAGGCAAGCUCGAAAAGGAUAGUGAUGCGUUGUCUACUGACGCGGCCCCGAAGACCGCACGAGGAGACAUUGAUUCUCUUGCUGAAAUGUUUGGCGGAAUGGGCAUAGUCACAAAGACAUGCGACAUCUGCGGUUAUGACCUACCGCGAAACGUAACCAAUAGCGGCAAGAACACCUGUCAGGAGUGUAACGACGACCUGACGUACUUCAACGAGCACGAGACGCCGAAUUCAAGGAAACAAAAGAAGCAGAAGGGCAUUAUCAAGAAGGUUGUGCGGAAGUCCUUGGCAGGAGAGGCUGAAGAUGCUGAAGAUGAAAGCCCGUAUAAGCCCAAAGCCAGGAGACCCAGGAACAGGAAUGUCGUCGUCGAUAGUGAUGACGAAGAGGCAGACGGUAGCUGGCUUGUGCCCGAGGAUCAGCAGGGCCAACUGCGGAUGGGCAAGGCUGGCGGUGAAGAGGACGAGAAUGCAGAGGGAGGUGGCGAUUGGAUUGACUCGGAUGAUUCCAAGCACGAUUCUGAAGACGAAGACGACGAGAGUCAGCUCGACAGCUUUGUCGUCAAGGAUAACGAAGUCAAGAACGAACAGGACAUUGAGCAUAGUUACGCCUCCGACGACAGCCUCCCUUCAAUAGGAGCGAUAGCGUCGCAAGUCAAGGAGGAGAAACUCAAAUCUUCGCAGUCCCCUGUUUCGGAUUCCGACGCUGACUCGGAAGACGACGACAUGGGCCAAGACGACGAUACGGGCAUAGAUCAGUCGGAGCUCUAUUCCGACAAAGACACCAACUACGACUCUACGGGCAUGGCAUCUCAGAUUCUGGCCUCCGCCAAAAUUCGCGGAAUGAUGAAGAUCCUUCACAAGGAAGUCCGCAAGCACAAGUUCAUCAUCUUCUCGCAAUUUACGUCCAUGAUGGACCUCGUCGAACCUUUCUUUCGCAAGGAGGGUUUCAAGUUUACUCGGUACGACGGCAGUAUGAAAAACGACGAGCGUGAGGCCAGCUUGCACCGUCUACGAAACGACAAGAACACGCGCAUCCUUCUCUGCAGUCUGAAAUGCGGUAGCUUGGGUCUCAACUUGACUGCAGCGACUCGCGUCAUUAUCCUGGAGCCCUUCUGGAACCCUUUUGUCGAGGAACAAGCCAUCGACCGAGUGCACCGUCUCACGCAAACUGUCGACGUCGUCGUCUACAAGCUCACCGUGGAGAAUACAGUCGAGGAGCGCAUCCUCGCGCUGCAGGAGAAGAAACGCCUGCUCGCCGAGACGGCCAUCGAGGGCGGCAUGAAAAAGGAUGCCUUCAAGCUCGGAUUCAAGGAGAUCAUGGACCUGUUCCGUCGCGAUGCCUCCGAUGCGCCCGGUCGUGGUGCCGAUGGCCCCGUCGACCCGUCCUCCCACGCCGCAUCGGCCAGAACGAGCAGGCAAGGGUCCCCCGAGUCCAGCUUGGUGGCAGGAAAGAAGAAGGCGCUAAGGAAGCCUGAGCACGAGAUGUUUGGCCGGCGAUGGUAA
Colletotrichum orchidophilum is the source of this 3462-nucleotide messenger RNA. RefSeq names its product SNF2 family domain-containing protein. Gene Ontology annotation, cellular component: cytoplasm. NCBI's taxonomy places the organism in Eukaryota, Fungi, Ascomycota, Sordariomycetes, Glomerellales, Glomerellaceae. The record is from RefSeq and is a predicted model, not a curated record. The transcript is spliced from 2 exons. Gene Ontology annotation, molecular function: ATP-dependent chromatin remodeler activity; ATP binding. The annotation marks the transcript as partial.